ACAAUAUUGCGACCACACGAAAUAUGCAUAUCAUAUUUCGAAACAAACCAGGGCACUUACAUUGGAUCACAUUGCAUUUCCGCUGCACAUUUAAUAUGUUCAAACGAAUAUUGCGAUAGCAAUUAACGUCACAAUAAAUAGUGCAACAUAAAUAUUUGAGGGAAUGCAAUUGAUGUAAUGUGAGAAGUAGGCCACUUGACAAAUAUUGUCGCAACUACAAGUGGUUGAGCCAAAAUAAUAAUAAGAAAAGAAAUAAUGUAUUUUGUAUCAGAAAAUAGAACUUAGCUUAAGAAAAUAUUGGAAAUAAAUAAACAGAAGAAUUCUGACGAUCAAUCCGACAAGUCGUAGUUUUCUUUUCGCGGUUCACUAAACUGAAGUUUAAUAACCACAACUGGCGCAGUCGACGGAACUUUGUCCUUAGACAAAGAAAAAGAGCCUGACACAACAUAAAUAUUUUAGAGUGAACUUCUGACAUAUUACGAAAUCGCCAAAAGUCAUUGAAUCAUUUAUAAGAAACUUACUAUUGCUUGCGGGUUCAAACAGUGUUACAUCAUUUUAUAAAUAUAAAAGAACUAACUUCUUGAAGAAAAAAAAAAAAAAAAAACAUAAUUCUACACAUUUAACUACCACAAUGGCAAUCACCAACAACGAUCUAAACCAGAUAUCAGCGUCGGACCUCCUUAAGGAAGCUGCGAAAAUCAAAGAGUUCAGAGGCGACGGGACCUACGACAUAUCUUCAUUCAUUGGAGAGGUGGAACUGAUCCUGCCCUUGUUCGACGAGAACCAAGCGGUCAAAAAUUAUGUAUGGGAGAGACACAUAAAGACCAAGAUCCAAGGAGAGGCGCUCCAGAUAAUACGGACACUAAACAGAGACUCAUCGUGGGACGAAGUGAAGACAGAACUGAUACGGAACUUCGGAAUAAGGGAAAGCUACCACCAACUCUUCCACCAGGCCAUCACAACCAGGCAGUAUAAUGGGCAAUGGAUCCUGAAACUUUUGAUCCUGACAGCAAUUUGGACCCUGGGGCUGGGACAAGUAACAAUAGAUAAAAUAGAAAGCAAUAAAGGAUAUAUAGAAAUACAAACAGGCGAUGCAGAUAUAGUUAAGUCAUAUGUAACAAUAUUACACGUUAUAAAUCCACUAGAAAUAUCAAAUUUACUUAAUGAAAUAGAAUCUAAUAUAAAAUCGGCAAAUCUGCAAGUAGGACAAGCAAUACUAAACAUGCAAAUUAAAUUUAUUAGAAGCAAGAUAAAUACUAUCACACCCCACAGACAAAAAAGAGGCCUACUAAAUGCUGUAGGAACUGUACAAAAAUGGCUUUACGGUACCAUGGACGACAAUGAUAGACAAGACCUUGAACAACACCUCAACAUAAUCGACACAAACAACCACAAGGCUAUCGAAACAAUAAACAAACAAAUAGAUAUUAAUACUAAUUUCAAUAAAACGUUUCUUGAAUUAAAAAGACUUAUGCAUAACGAUAGGGAUAUGAUAUCUGCAAAACUAAACUCCAUAGGGAGCAUAACCUUAAUGGCCGGCAGCACGCAUAAAGAGGGGGCGGGAGGAGAUGCCAGGCAGCAGUUUAUGCCUCAACGUCAAGGCAGUGCGAGCGCACGUCUUAAUGCAAUCGAUGGCAAUUCGCUUUAA
Molecule: messenger RNA, 1648 nt
Organism: Bactrocera dorsalis (oriental fruit fly)
Lineage: Eukaryota; Metazoa; Arthropoda; Insecta; Diptera; Tephritidae
Exons: 3
Coding region: 632-1648 (338 amino acids)
Source: RefSeq, a predicted model, not a curated record